Messenger RNA from Clupea harengus (Atlantic herring), 1229 nucleotides. It is a transcript of the gene ino80c, whose product is annotated as INO80 complex subunit C. Gene Ontology annotation, biological process: chromatin remodeling. Gene Ontology annotation, cellular component: Ino80 complex. The record is from RefSeq and is a predicted model, not a curated record. NCBI's taxonomy places the organism in Eukaryota, Metazoa, Chordata, Actinopteri, Clupeiformes, Clupeidae.
GUUAUUGUCGCUGGCUACACGCUGCUCUGUCUACUUUAGAGAGGGUAAAUUACUGGGUAAACUCCUUAACAUACAUCAGAGACAGUCUUAGUAGACUGAGUAAAUGGCUUCGCCGUCUGCUAGCCCCAGUUCACCAGUGAUGGUGGACGUGGUGGCGGUUUCAGUCUCACCUAGCCACAGCAGCAAAAUAUCUUCUAUAACCACACCAUCCCCUCUGGGACGUGGAAAGAAACGACCUGCUAGCCCGGCUAUUAAUCCAGGAGUCACAACCAACAGCAAGAAAAAAAAGAUACAAUUUACUGCUUCAGGCCAGCCAGCGCCAGUGGAUGUGACUGGCGAAGUGAAAUCGGGAGGUGGCGACGCUACCUCUGGGUUAACUGAAACUGCUGCAAAGCCUCAGCCUUUCAAAGACCCCAAUUUUGUGCACUCUGGUAUAGGAGGGGCUGCAGCAGGGAAGAAGAAUCGGAGCUGGAAGAACCUGAAACAGAUCAUAGCGGUAGAGCGAACUCUCCCAUGGAAAGUCGAACAUCCCAACUAUUACAAUAUAGAUGGACCCCCUUCCAUGAAACCAGCAAAGAAAUACUCAGACAUCUCUGGUCUUCCGGCCAACUACACAGAUCCCCAGACUAAGCUUCGGUUUGCCUCUUCAGAGGAGUUCUCUUACAUCCGCCUCCUGCCCACUGAUGUGGUCUCUGGCUACUUGACAUUGAGGAAGGCCCCCUGCAUAGUGCCCUGACAUAAGGGUACACUCAGUCAUGCAAAAAUAAUCAUCAUCAAGAACAUACAUGUACACAUGUAUAUAUGGGAUGAGCACAUAUUUUUGUGCUCUUGAAAGACUGUGUGGACUUGUAUACCAGGUUGUAUACCAUAUCUGCUCUCUGGUAUCCAGAGGAAUGUGUAUUUGUAUUGGCUCUGACGCUUUUUUCUACUUCAUGUUUUAUCCAACUGUUAUCCUUAGAUUUGUUGCCACUCCCUGAAACAGAAGAGUGUGUGUGUGUGUGUGUGUGUUAUCAGGCCAGAUCCGCACUGGAAAUGUAAACUAUGCAGAAUGUCUACUUUCAUUUCAGCACCCAUGUUAAUCAGUUAGAACAUGCACACUAGUCAUGAGAUAUGGAAAUCCAAAUACACUGCAACAAUGCUCAUUUGAUGAUUGUACGCCUACAUACUGAUGUAUUUAUGUUCACAAAGGUGAAGAACUGCCCAGAUAAAGAAGCAUUAUGGAGUUUUGA